Messenger RNA from Rhineura floridana, 4268 nucleotides. Its product is annotated as zinc finger protein 420-like. The record is from RefSeq and is a predicted model, not a curated record. Gene Ontology annotation, molecular function: RNA polymerase II cis-regulatory region sequence-specific DNA binding; DNA-binding transcription factor activity, RNA polymerase II-specific. The transcript has 7 exons. Bases 159 to 2738 code for a protein of 859 amino acids. Gene Ontology annotation, biological process: regulation of transcription by RNA polymerase II. Lineage: Eukaryota; Metazoa; Chordata; Lepidosauria; Squamata; Rhineuridae.
AACGUCUCCUCCCUGGAGGAAGGUGGCGCCUCCCCCCUCCAAGCUCCGCAGAGGUGGCCCGUCCUGCUCUCCGGUUGCGCCUCCACUUAGGAUAGACAGAAACUAGAGGAAGAAGGAGGAGUUUCUUCAGACCUCUUGGAGUCUUACUUGGAGCACUGAUGGAUGAGCAAGACUCAGCUGGCCCUGAGGCAGGCAGAGGCCCCGAUGCCGUCAAGAAUGGGAGCAGUGGGGGAUUCUGGGGAAAAAAUGUGCAGAAAGUCCUUAGUGAGGAGGACACCCUCACUUCAGAUGUGCAGCGACAACAGUUCAGGCAUUUCCACUAUCAGAAAGCCAAGGGCCCCCGAGGUAUUUGCAACCAACUCCACCGUCUCUGCCAUCAGUGGUUGAAGCCAGAGCAACACACAAAGAAACAGAUUCUGGACCUGGUGAUCCUGGAACAGUUCUUGGCUGUCCUUCCUCCGGAGAUGGAGAGCUGGGUGAGGGAAUGUGGAGCGGAGACCACUUCCCAGGCGGUGGCCCUGGCAGAAGGUUUCCUCCUGAGCCAGGCAGAGGAUGAGAAGCAGGCAGAGCAGCAGGAAAAGGAUCUGUUGGUGGAAACGGGCACUGAUGUCCCUGAGGCAGAGAGGACUCCAUCAGACACCAGACAGAGGCCCCUGGGUCCUCCUCACCUGUCUCUUCUUUGUGGCGGAGGGGAAGCAGCUGUUAUUUCCCCGGAUCAGAGUCCGGUGUCCUUUGAAGACGUGGCUGUGUAUUUCACGGAUGAGGAGUGGGCCCUGCUGGAUCCUGACCAGAGGGCGCUGCAUACGGAAGUCAUGGAGGAGAACUGUGGGAUUGUGGCCUCUGUCGAAGGUGACAAAUGGGAAACCAAGAAUAAAAAAGGCCAUCACAAAACCCAAAUGGCGGUAAAGCCAUAUAUUUAUUUGGAGUAUGGAGAGAGCUUCAGUCAGGAUUCACUUCAAAGAAUUCACAGCAGGGAGAAACCGUACCAAUGCUUGAAACGUGGAAAGAUCUUCACUUGCAAAGAAAACCUCACUUUUCAUUCAAGGAUUCACACAGGGGGGAAAAAACAUCAUUGCUUGGAAUGUGGAAAGAGGUUUAGCCGGAGCGACCAUCUCACUGUCCAUCAAAAAAUUCAUACAGGGGAGAAAACAUAUCAGUGUUUGGAAUGUGGAAAGAGUUUCAGUCAGAGCUACCAUCUCACUGUCCAUCGAAGAAUUCACAGCGGGGAGAAACCAUACCGAUGCCUGGAAUGUGGAAAAAGCUUCAGCAGUAAGAAAAGUCUAAUUUCUCAUCAAAGAGUUCAUACAGGGGAGAAACCGUAUCAAUGCUUGGAAUGUGGGAGGAGCUUCAGUCAGAACACCAAUCUCACUUCCCAUCAAAAAAUUCAUACAGGGGAGAAACCGUAUCAAUGCUUAGAAUGUGGAAAAAGCUUUAGUCGGAGAGACCAUCUCAUUUCCCAUCAAAGAAUUCAUACGGGGGAGAAACCAUAUCAGUGCUUAGAAUGUGGAAAAAGCUUCCGUCACAGUAUGAGCCUUAGUAUACAUCACAGAAGCCACACAGUGGAAAACCCAUAUCAGUGCUUAGUAUGUGGAAAGAGCUGCAGCUGCGCCAGACUUCUCACUUCCCAUCAAAGAAUCCAUACGGGGGAGAAACCAUAUCAGUGCUUAGAAUGUGGAAAAAGCUUUAAGAGCUUCAGUCAGAGCUCCCAUCAAAGAAUUCACAGUGGGGAGAAACCAUACCAGUGUUUGGAAUGUGGAAAGAGCUUCACCUCCAAAACAAGUCUCACUUCCCAUCAAAGGAUUCAUACUGGGGAGAAACCAUAUCAAUGUCUGGAGUGUGGAAAGGGCUUCACCUCCAAAACAAGAUUCACUUCCCAUCAAAGAAUUCACAGUGUGGAGAAACCAUAUCAGUGCUUGGAAUGUGGAAAGAGCUUCUGCGAGAGUGCCAAUCUUACUUCCCAUCAAAACGUUCACACAACAUAUCACUGCUUGGAAUGUAGAAAGAGCUUCACCUCCAAAACAAAUCUCACUUCCCAUCAAAAAAAUCAUACGGGGAAGAAACCAUAUGAAUGCCUAGAAAGUGGAAAGAGCUUCAGUCAGAGUGCCAAUCACACUUUCCAUCAGAGAAUUCAUACAGGAGAGAAAGCAUAUCACUGCUUGGAAUGUGGAAAGAGCUUCAGUCAGAGUGCCAAUCUCACUUUGCAUCAGAGAAUUCAUACAGGAGAGAAACCAUAUCACUGCUUGGAAUGUGGAAAGAGCUUCAGUCAGAGUGCCAAUCUCACUUUCCAUCUGAGAAUUCAUACAGGGGAGAAACCAUAUCACUGCUUGGAAUGUGGAAAGAGAUUCAGUCAGAGCGCCCAUCUCACUUUCCAUCGGAGAAUUCAUACAGGGGAGAAACCAUAUCACUGCUUGGAAUGUGGAAGGAGCUUCAGUCAGAGUGCCCAUCUCACUAAACAUCAAAACGUUCAUGCAAGGGAGAAACCAUAUCACUGCUUGGAAUGUGGAAGGAGCUUCAGUCAGAGUGCCCACCUCACUAAACAUCAAAACGUUCAUGCAAGGGAGAAACCAUAUAACUGCUUGGAAUGUGGAAAGAGCUUCAGUCAGAGCGCCCAUCUCACUUCCCAUCAAAACAUUCAUACAGGGAAGAAACGAUAUCAGUGCUUGGAAUGUGGAAGGAGCUUCAGUUGCAAGAGAAAGCUCACUGCCCAUGAAAGAAUUCACUUAGGAGAAAAAACAUAAGAAAGUUGGCAGCAAGUGCUACCGCACGCCUUGGUCCUGUGGCCUUUAACAAUUGGGCCUGCCACUUUGCUCCCCGCGACUUCCAGCACCUGCUCAACAAUUAUGCUGGUAUUUGUCCAAAGAAACUGGUGGUUCGCAUUUCAGACGUGCAGAUUAAAACCAUUUACCAUCCAAAAUGACCAAACGAUGGUGAACAUCAAUCUGAGUGGCGCGAUGCACAUGCUGCUUGACAUCAACUACAAGUUUCCGUACGUGUCUGACCAGAUGCAGUGGGGGUACCUGUCUCCCCGAACGUGGGUCAUCACCACCUUACUCCGUCAUGGUUAUUCUACAGGAUGCAACAUCCUAGAUGAAGUGGUCGAACCACCCUGCAAGUUCUUUGUCCUGGAAUCUCACACACACAUGCUGUUGAAGAACGGGGAAGAGACUGAGGUCACGUACAAGUUUCCUCCCCACAAGGGUCGAAAGCUCACCCGACCAGCCAACUUUAUUGGACGAGAAGGCAACCCGCUCUACGGUCAGUAUACCAUGCACUGGGUGAACACCAAGACCCACAGCUGUACUGAAGCAGCUCGUCGAGAAGCCAUUGGUGUUCCCAUGUUUGGCAACAUUUAGAGUCCGGUUUACAAUUACAUUACUACAGGUGUGGUCCUUCCAUGAGAGCAAUUCACAUCUAUGAAGAGCUGGAUGAUGCCUGCCACAACCCCAAAGAUGAAAGCCACCAGGAAGAAACCAUGUCGGGCAAUCCUGACUAUCACCUGUACACUGAAUUGGAUAUAAGCGAGGUCCAUCCUGGCCACUCCCAGAUAUCUCAGUUGGGAGCCCGCAUGUGGCCCAACAAGAUGAUUGUCAUCGACCCUGAAAAGAACGUCAAAGGGGAGGAUGCUGGGAAGUCGUACAUGCACAAAAACUCCAUGGCUGUGGGGGCAGGCAAUGCUUCUGGGGAUGCCCACUUUGUCUCCCAUGUCAAUCCUGAUGGUUCCUACUCCCAGUGUGACACCCCUCUCUCGAAGGCCUCAUCCCCCUGCUCCCUGGCAUGAUGUGGAAUAAUCCUCCCUUCGUGUAUUGUGGACCUAUUUGGGCUAUGAAACCGCAUGUUGAAGAACAUGCCUGGUGUGACAUAACUCAUAUGGGCUCUAUGGCCAUUUCCCGACCACCUCCAUAAAUCUUUCUCAAAAUCAAAGAGGAGCCCACCAUCUCUACAGCAACCCAAGUCAUGGAAGACGAACAAGGCAAGAACGACAUCACCAUUGACUCCUAUCUCAGUCAAGAAGCUAUGUUCAUGAUAUCUUACAGCAUCAAAUGGGAACUUGUACCCAAGAGACAAAAUAAAUGGAAUUUGGAAAACCAAGUCACUCGAGGUCUAGAGAGUAUUAUGAAAUCUUUGCACCUACACACGAUGGAAAAUACAUCAAAGCCUCCAUCGCUUCCGGAGUCACCUCAGAUACCAUUUAUUAAACUUACUCCCACGCAAACCCGCAGUCGUAACCAAUCCUUCAAUAAACACAGGAUUUUGCUUUCAGCAUUCAA